AUGGAUAGCCUAUAUGGUGAUUUACCGCCCCCAGUAUCAAAUAACAGCAACAAUAUUGUGAAAAACAAUGACAAAAACAGUUCCAAUGCAGCAAAUAAGAACAACUAUAUUGAAAUAAAUAAAUUUCUCAUCACACCAGCCAUUAUCCAAAAGAAAAUUGCAAACAUAAAAAACGUGAAUAAAGAAAUGCAUAAUGACCAAAACAACGGAAAAGAUGAGGCCGCGAAAGAUCACAAGCAUAACCAUAUGAGCGCACGUGCAGAUAGCAUUGACAGUGACAUUUACGUCGAUCGUGACGUAGGACAUAUUGAAGAGAGGGCCACCUCACAGGGGGAAAAAAAUGCUAGCAGUGGGGAGAAAACAGGGGAGAAGGACAAUACACACAUUGAAAACAUAAUUAACAUAAACAAAUUAGUACAGGAUGACUUAAAAAAAAUCAGUGAUAGACUACACAAAAUUCAACGCAGUAAUAAUCGGCCUGAACAAAAUAUUUCCACAAAUCACCUGAGCGGUCAGGUAAUUGCUGCAAAAGUGGAAAAAAUUAAAAACAUCGAAGUGAACAUAAAAAAGGGAAAGUUACAAGACCACAGCAGUGGCAGUAUCAGAAACAACACAGGUAUAGGGGAACCAACAAACCCUCCUACUGAAUAUUUCCAAACCGAGCUGUACGAAAAAUACUUCAUCGCAAAUGCGAAUGAAGAUUAUGAUCCGAACAAACCAAACGAUUUGAACAAAAUUAUAAAAGAAAGAAAAAGGAAAAAAAUAAUCAUGCUAGCUGCACAGAAGAAAAAGCUAGAAGAGGAACGACAAUUGGAAGAAACAAACAAAAUGGACAGUAAAAAUGCACAUAAAGAAUAUGAUCGGAACAAAAAUUAUUAUGGGUAUGACCAACAAAAUGCUGCCAUGGCUGCAAGUAAAUUCCCAUUCGAGUCUGAUCAUAACAACAAGAGUUACACAAAUAGUGGAAUGUCGCUAUUACAGGAUGAGACAGAACGAAACAGAGGUGGCUUAUAUGACCACUACGAUGUAAGCGGAAGGAACUUCAAUGCGAGAGGAGAGUACAACCCCAGGGAGCGCAACGAAAGGGACACAACUUCUUAUGACGAUAAAGAAUAUGGAAAAGAUAAAAAAGCGAAUGAGAUGUUUUACGAAAAUACUAAUUGGACCAAACUAUCGGAUCCAAGUAAUGAUGAUUACAAGAAGAAAAACAAAGAAGUAGCAAAUGACAAAAGUGAAGAGGUAGCCGCUCCAGUCAAAAAAGAUUUUGCCACAAGGAUGAUGGAAAAAAUGGGAUGGAAGAAGGGAGAAGGGUUGGGAAAAGACAAGCAAGGUAUUACGGCACCCCUAAUUCUGCAGAAGGUCGACAAGAGAAGUGGUGUAAUUGUGCAAGCACCUGAUAUUUUAAAGAAACAGAAAUCCGGUGAUGGUCAGGAUGACAACAAUGAUCAUGGCAAUUCCUUUUCAAAAUCGAAUUCAAACAUGGAACAUUCUAAUCAUUCUCUAAAUAAUAACACGUCUAGGAUUAUUCGCUUGUCCAAUCUCGUCACCAAAGACGAAGUCGACGACACGCUGAAGGAAGAAAUAGAAGAGGAAGCCUCGAAAUUUGGAAACCUCCUAAACAUAAAUAUUGCAAUUGAUAAAAACUUAACUGAUGCACAUGCCGUUAAAAUAUUCUGUGAGUACGAAUCGAAUGAUCAGGCGCAGAAUGCUUUGAACACAUUCAAGGGCAGAACCUUCGCCGGCAGGAAAGUCGAGGCCAUCUUUGCCACCCAGGAGGAAUACAACUCCUACGGGAAAGACGCCUAA
This is a messenger RNA of Plasmodium fragile, 1806 nucleotides long. RefSeq lists its product as uncharacterized. The transcript has a single exon. Bases 1 to 1806 code for a protein of 601 amino acids. The record is from RefSeq and is a predicted model, not a curated record. Gene Ontology annotation, biological process: mRNA cis splicing, via spliceosome. Gene Ontology annotation, cellular component: precatalytic spliceosome. NCBI's taxonomy places the organism in Eukaryota, Apicomplexa, Aconoidasida, Haemosporida, Plasmodiidae. Gene Ontology annotation, molecular function: RNA binding.